AUUUUUUUUAUUUUAUUUUAUACCUCUUUCACUGUAUCAUUACCAUUGUCUUUCUAUAUCUUAUGCUAAAAUAUUCAUGAACAAUCUAUCAGAAAGUUUACAUUAUAGUUUAGGGCAGUAUGCGGCCCUUAGUCAAGCUCAAAUAUUCAACCCUUCCUCAUCAAUACACCCCCCGUCGUCACAGCAUACUCUAGGCUCUCCGGCUGUAUGCCAUCAUCAUCAUCAUCAUCAACAACAACAAACUCAGCAGUUGAUGCACAGAGAUCAUAUAACCAAUUCUAAUGCCUCGCCUCAUCUCAUGCAAGAUCCCAAUGCAGCGGCCAUAGCAGCUGCAACAGUUGGGACUCCAACACCGUUCCACCUAUCUACAGCUUCUGGCUAUCAGCCAUACCAGUUUACUCUACGGAUGCCACCGCAGCGAACACACUCUUCAUCAACAGCCAUGUCCAACUCUCCACCUAUAACACACCAACAACAGCAACAGUCCGUUACAAAUACUACCACUACUACCACUGCUUCCGUAACUUCACCAGCUUCUUCGAUUAACACUACUAUGACAAAUACUUCGUCCAUUUCACCAAUUAUACCAAUGACGCCUUCCACUACUCGUGAUAUGACAGCCACAGCUGCAUCCUCUACUCCUAUUCAUACUACUACUACUACUAGUAGUAGUAUUACUAAUACCAGUACUAAAACUAAUAUUACCGAUAUGAAUAAUGUAUUACCAGCACAUCAGCAACAGCCUUUUCUCCAGAAUUCUAUGAUGCCAAAACGGACUGCACCCUCACACAUAGCAGUUCCAACUCUUCAAAACCAACCUGACCAAUUUAACAACAAUAACCGUAGCAACGACGCUAAUAGUGAACCUCUUGUGAGGGUCACUAGACCACCGAAUGCUUAUUUACUUUUCAACAAAGAAAUACGAAAACUUCUUAAAGAACAAAACCCUACCUUAAAAGUGGCCGAGAUCAGUAAACAGAUUGGAACUCGUUGGAAGAAUUUGCCUCAGUCUGAAAAAGACAAAUAUAUCAAACAAGCAAGCCAUCUAAAAGAGGAACAAAAACUAUUACAUCCUAACUCCAUGUAUAUUCGUAGAUCAAGAGCAGAGUUAGUGAAAGCUGGGUAUCACUUCAACCGCAUUCCAAAAUCCAACAAUAACCGAUACAGUUCUUAUAAUAAUAAUAAUGCAAUAGCAAAUGCGCGAAAAAUGAAAAGAAAGCCCCAUCAGGGCGGCAGUACGAACACUAUCCACAAUGAUAGCAAACGAGGCACAGGAAAGAAGUACAUGGGCAAUUCUACCUCAGCGGCGACACAAGGUCAUGAAUCUGGGCUUGUUCAAGAAGGAACGACAAUACCUCCGCCCCCUAAGCAUCCUUUGUCAGCCUAUAUGUGGUAUCUGACAGAAGUUCGACCAGAAACAAUGCGCAACUACCCAGGUUCGAACGUAGGACAGAUUAGCAAGCUUUGUGCCGACCGAUGGCAUCGUAUGUCAGAAGAAGCAAAAUUACCAUGGAAGACAAAAGCUCAGAUAGAUAAAGAACGAUAUGCGAGAGAGAUGCAGAUUUAUGCUAUCCAACACGAUCACACGUUAGGAAGAGGGACGAGAUUGAAAUAUCGUUCAGCAGCAGCAGUAGCAACAGCCGCUCAAGCACAACAUCAAAUGCAACAUCAUUUACAAUCACGGUCUCUACAAGUACAAGCUACAACGGCAGCACUGCCAGCACAACAACACAUCAUGACAAUCAAUGGCCUUAUGGCAGAAAACGGUACUGUUACAGCUACAACAAAGUCACAUCGAAGCAAUAACAAUGUCAUUGAUCCCUCCUCUUUGUUUUAUAAUACCACAAAUUCAUCUCAUCCCACGACGACUGAUUCUUCAAUUCCUAUAGCUUCUAAUACCGAUACAGCAGUAACACCCCUUCUAAAAACAACAUUACCCAUUAUACAACAACAGCAUACCCUAAAUCCGAAUGCCUUAUCACAGCAACAGUCCAACCAAUCUCCAUCUGAUACUCAACAUUCAUUCAAUAUACAUUAGGAAACCCCCGUAUACCACACGCACUUUUUGUAUCUUCCAUUUACAUUUACAAUCAUAUCCAUCUAAUACUUUUCAUUUUGUGUAAUUUAGUUCAUAUCUUUAUUCCAUACAUAUUAUCUUUUUAUUCGACAAUC
Mycotypha africana is the source of this 2172-nucleotide messenger RNA. RefSeq lists its product as uncharacterized. The coding region runs from base 77 to 2038 and encodes 653 amino acids. NCBI's taxonomy places the organism in Eukaryota, Fungi, Mucoromycota, Mucoromycetes, Mucorales, Mycotyphaceae. The transcript has 2 exons. The record is from RefSeq and is a predicted model, not a curated record.